AUGGCCGCUUCAACGCGCCGCUCGUCUAGCGCAGUACCGCCGCUGACCCAAACACUCAAUGUUCUCAAUGCCCUCGACCCCAGUGCUGAUGUCGAAACUCUGUGGGCGCAACUGCGGCAAGCCUUCAGCCUCAGCUCAGAGCAGCCCUCUGACAAACCAGCCGCCUUUCCCAUCUUCGCCUUCACCGAGGUUCGUCGCCCCAUUCUCGAGAUAGCAACCGAGAAGCAGUAUCGAAACGAUCUUUCCCGGAUCUCAAACGACCAGAAGACACGACUCAGAGGCAUAGCCAAGCAACUCGACAUCUCACCUGCUAUUUUCUGUCUCCUCUUCACUCCCGAGUUUGACGCGAGGAUCUGGCAGAAGCAGGCCCCUUCCACGGCCAAGAGGCACCUCAAAACCUUCCGAACCCGACCAGCCAAGAUCUCCGUUUCCGCUUUGAGUGACAUAUCCGAGGAAGAUUCGCAAUUCCCGACUUUGCCGAAAGACAGACAACCUACACCUGCCGACAACGAUGAACAAGCUGUUAACAACGCUAGCGACGAAGAUGAAGAAUACAUCAGGAGUCGCGAUGAUGGCGAUGCUACCUGGGGCGACGGAGAACAUAGUGAUGCUGAGACAGACAAAGAGACAUCCGUAUGCCAUCUCAUCAAAUCAACACGUUAG
Molecule: messenger RNA, 663 nt
Organism: Colletotrichum graminicola M1.001
Lineage: Eukaryota; Fungi; Ascomycota; Sordariomycetes; Glomerellales; Glomerellaceae
Exons: 2
Coding region: 1-663 (220 amino acids)
Source: RefSeq, a predicted model, not a curated record